Linum tenue is the source of this 558-nucleotide messenger RNA. NCBI's taxonomy places the organism in Eukaryota, Viridiplantae, Streptophyta, Magnoliopsida, Malpighiales, Linaceae. The record is from the annotation of a GenBank genome assembly.
GACGAGCAAGAUGAACAAGUGAUUAUGAGUACGGAUGAGAGUGAUGGUACUGAUGAUGGUGACGAUGACGUGGAGGGUGUCGAAGAGGUUGGUGGUGAUGAUGAUGACGUGUUGAGUCCCCAUUCGCCGGAAGAUGAUCAGGCUGAUGGUGGUGAUGAGGUGGAACAAGAAGAUCUGCGGCCGAGGAUGAGUUCAGGGGAGGAAUUUGGGCUGCCUGCUGGCUGGCAGGUCGAGGAAAGGCCUAGGCUUAGCGGAAAGCUCAAAGGCAGAUUCGAUAAGUAUUACUAUGAGCCAGAGACAAACAAAAGGUUCCGUUCAAUGAAAGAGGUCAAAGAACACCUCCAGAUAGAUGACCUUCCUCAGCCAUCCAGAAGAAAGAUCAAGAAAAGGGCAGGACGAGAUCACGUUGAUUCUGCGGGUACUUCGAGCUCAACAAGUGAGAGAGGGCGUGGCCGUGGGAGAAGAGGCAGCCGUGGCCGUGGCAGGAACUAUGGACCUCUUUCUCAGCCGGUUCUAAGGCCAUCUGCUAGGGGAACAACACUUCCAGCUCCUCCUCAC